UUGAAGAGAUUUUUGAAAAAACUAAAGCAUCACGAAAAUGAAAAAUCGGAGUCAAGUCCUAAAAAUAUGUUACCCCAACAUUCGUCUUCAGAUUUAUAUAAAAAAUAUGGUGGAUUAGGUAAAUUAAUUGGUAGUGGAGCUAGUGGAUCAGUCAAUUUGGUUACUUCGAAAACUGAUCCAAAUGAAAUUUUUGCAGUUAAAAAAUUUAGGCCAAAAUUACCAAAUGAAAGUGAGCAUGAUUAUAAAGUUAAAGUUAAAAAUGAAUUUAAAAUCGGACAAUAUUUGAAUCAUGAAAAUUUAAUUCAUACUAUAGAGUUAAUUAAAGAAAAUGGUUCGAAACUUUUGUCUGAUUCAGAAUAUUAUAUAAUUAUGGAAUAUUGUCCAUUUGAUUUUUUCAAUUUAGUAAUGUCGGGUUUAAUGAGUCAAGAAGAGGUUUGUUGUUAUUUUAAACAAAUUACCAAUGGGGUAGCCCAUUUACAUGAAAAUGGAAUUGCUCAUCGAGAUUUAAAAUUAGAUAAUUGUGUUGUUAAUCAAGAAGGAAUAUUGAAAUUAAUUGAUUUUGGUUCAGCAGUUCAAUUUAGAAAAGAAAAAACUCCAAAUAAACCAGUGGCUGAAGAAGAUGAUAUAAAUGAAAAUUAUAGACUACUUCGGGCAAGAGGGGUUGUUGGAUCGGAUCCCUAUUUAUCUCCGGAAGUUUUUGAACCAAGUAACUUUGGUUAUGAUCCAAGAACCGCUGAUAUUUGGUCAAUUGCAGUUAUAUUUUGUUGUAUGAUUUUGAAAAGAUUUCCUUGGAAAAUCCCAAAAGCAAGUGAUCCGUCUUAUAGAUCUUUUGCUAAUAUUGAUGAAAACAAUAAUAAAUUAAGUGAACAAAUGAAUGAAAAUUUUGAUAAUUUAAAAAUCUCAAAUAAUAAACAUCCUAAAGGUCCUGAUCGCUUAUUACGUCUUUUACCAACUGAAUCAAGAAAUUUAAUUAAAAAUAUGUUGGAAAUUGAUCCUAAAAAGCGUAAUUUAAUUGAUGACGUUUUAAAUAAUUUGUUUUUCCAAUCUAUUGAAUAUUGUCAUGUCAUUACCAAAACACAAGAUGAAAAAGAAGUUAAAACAACUCAAAAAUCAUCUGGUCACUCCCACCAUUUAGUUACCGAAGAAGAUUUGAAAAAAAUUACCAUGGAAAAGGAACGAGCUAAAAAAUUAAAGGAUAGCGGUGUU
Messenger RNA from Hyphopichia burtonii NRRL Y-1933, 1206 nucleotides. RefSeq names its product putative serine/threonine protein kinase. The record is from RefSeq and is a predicted model, not a curated record. The transcript has a single exon. Gene Ontology annotation, biological process: protein phosphorylation; intracellular signal transduction. The annotation marks the transcript as partial. Lineage: Eukaryota; Fungi; Ascomycota; Pichiomycetes; Serinales; Debaryomycetaceae. Gene Ontology annotation, molecular function: ATP binding; protein serine/threonine kinase activity.